CAGCACAUAAUGUAUGGAAAAUGAAUACGAAAAGGAACAACAUUGGUGGCGCUCUUCUUUGUAUUUUAAUAUUUUCAAAAUAUACAAUAGAACAGAACUUAACAUCUCCUGAGAAGGCAUUGGAUGAUAAUCUACAAGACUCAAGGUCAAAUUUUAUAUCCAUCACAGCAAGAUAUGGAUACAUAUCCGAAGAGCACACUGUCACAACACAAGAUGGAUAUAUUCUAACCAUGUUCCGUAUACCGAAAGGCAAACGUUGUAUCGGUUCUGUGAGACAGCCUCCAGUUCUAUUGAUGCAUGGAUUCCUCGUAAAUUCGGAUUCCUGGACGGAUGCCGGUCCGUUAGCCAGUCUCGCCUACCUGCUACCCGAUGCAUGUUACGAUCUUUGGAUAGGAAAUGUACGAGGUACUGAUUACGGAAGGAGACAUGUACGACUCGAUCCGGAUACAGAUUCGGAGUUUUGGAAUCAUACAAGCAAUGAAAUGGGUAAAUACGAUAUCCCUGCUUUCAUCGACUAUAUAUUAAAUACAACCAGUUCUAAUCAGGUCAUCUACAUGGGAUAUUCACAAGGCGCUAGAUUACUUAUUAUUAUGUGCUCCGAAACGGACUACUGCAGCAAAGUAAAAUUGUUCAUAGGUAUGGCACCGGCUGUAAGAUUGCUAUACACCAGGUCGAUACCGCUAAGACUGUUGGUGAAUUUUUACAAAUUAAUAUUACCGUUGCUGACGAGUCCUUUUGAAUUAGAAGUUCUACCUAAAGGUGGAUUUAUUCAGCGACUGGCCUCGUAUGUGUGCAGAGAUUACGCAGCUUCAGCUACUAUUUGUAAAGUUGUACUAGAUCUGAUCGAUUCCUACGACCCACUCUCCGUUCUGACUCAAACUGUAAGAGUGUUAUAUGGUCACACGCCCGCUGGUUCAUCGGCAAGGAAUAUUGUGUUUUAUUCUCAGAACGACGCUCCAACGUUUAAUAAAUAUGAUUACGGAGCAGCCAAGAAUCUUGAGAUUUACGGCAGCGCUGCGCCUCCUCUGUAUGCGCUCAAUCGCACCACAAUACCUGUUGUAUUUCUUUAUGGCCGAAACGAUUACUUAGUAGACCCAAAAGACGUGAUGUGGCUCACCACUCAACUGCCUAAUGUUCUAGAAACUUACCAAGUAAGAAGUCCAACAUGGAACCAUCUAGACUUUACUUAUAGUCAGUUCAUUCCGUUACAGAUUUUUCCUAAAAUAAACCAAUAUCUUCUUAAAUAUACUAACAGGGUAUCGUUAAAUAAAGGCUAAAUAUAACCUA
Papilio xuthus (Asian swallowtail) is the source of this 1287-nucleotide messenger RNA. Its product is annotated as lipase 3. Lineage: Eukaryota; Metazoa; Arthropoda; Insecta; Lepidoptera; Papilionidae. Gene Ontology annotation, molecular function: hydrolase activity, acting on ester bonds. The record is from RefSeq and is a predicted model, not a curated record. The transcript has a single exon. Bases 21 to 1277 code for a protein of 418 amino acids. Gene Ontology annotation, biological process: lipid metabolic process.